AACCAUCAUAUCCACACGUGAGAUGGUAGGAAUGAAGGAUACUUUUGAAGAACCUGCGAUGCCAACUCCUGGAUUCGAAGGCUUUGAGAAGCGGCUGGAAGUUGAAUUCUUCCCAGCAGCCGCUCGGUCCCUCCGGUCGCUUUCGAGGGAUCAGAUAGACUCGUUCCUCAAUGUGGCGGAAUGCACCAUCGUCUCUCAGCUCUCCAAUGGCCACUUCGAUUCAUACGUGCUCUCCGAGUCGAGCCUCUUCAUCUAUCCCCACCGGAUCGUCAUCAAGACCUGCGGCACCACCCGGCUGCUCAAGGCUCUUCCAAAACUUCUGGCAGUGGCUGCUAGCAUCGGCCUGGCUCGAGUUGUACGUUGCAAGUAUACGCGGGGCAGCUUUCUCUUCCCCGAAGUCCAGCCUUUCCCACAUCACAACUUUGACGAGGAGGUCCGCACACUGGACGAGCACUUUGGAAGCCUCCACAGCAGCAAGCACGUCGUUAUGGGCGACGAUCGCCAGAAGUGGCAUGUCUACGUUGCUUCGGAGAGCAAGUCUGAUCGAGCUGGUGAAGCCGUGUCCAAGUCGAGCAACACGAUCUACACGCUCGAGGUCUGCAUGACGGAGCUGGACAAAUCCGUCGCGAGGAGCUUCUUCAAGUCGGCGUCCAUUGUCACCGGUGAGGACAUGACCAGAGCAUCCGGUAUCAACUCCAUCCUGCCCCGCUCUCAAAUCUGCGACUUCGCCUUUGAUCCUUGCGGCUACUCGAUGAACGGACUCGAGAAUGGAGCUCACUCCACAAUUCACAUCACUCCCGAGGACGGCUUCAGCUAUGCCAGCUUCGAGUGCAUGGGCUACGAUCCAGCAAAAACCGGCCUGAAUGCGCUCAUCGACCGCGUUGUCCGAUGCUUCAAGCCGGGGUUCUUCAGUGUCUGUGUUCAUGCUGCGCCUCCUGUUUCCACGGAUUCGGUCACUUCGCCAUUAAAGAGCACCGGGUCAACGUGGGACAAAGCCAUCUCUGCACCAGUAGCGUAUGCGUGCAGUGGUAGUCACAAAGAGGAGCUUCCAGGUGGGAGUGCCGUUGUCUAUCAUACGUUCCAGCUCGCCAAGCGUUUUGAAUGCGGGCCGACUCAGGUGAUCGCUCUUGCCGAUGAUGAAGAAGAGGUGGCGGCCGAUAGUUUGAAUACCCAGGAUGAAGCCGGGGCCAAUGCAUAUAAAACUGAUAAGCUCAGGAGGCCGACGGAGACAAAAGUCGCGAUGCUGCAGCCGGUAAAAGCUCGGCGGGGCUGAGCGCCGCGGCGCCAGCCUCAUACUACCCAGAACUGCUCAAAUUAUUGAGGGACCAGCUCGGCAGCGCCUUGGAGAACUUCUCAGAUGAAGACGGAGAUGGCAUUUUUGAUUGUAGCCAAUUCUGGGACGUGGUUAACAGAUAUCUCUGCUUCUGGGAAGCUCUCAAAAAUACCAGCGGAGAAGAUCAAUGGCGGCAGUUUUACUUGCCACUGCGUACUGAAGAAGCUGAUAGUUGUAGAUAUCAGAGAUGUUGAGCACUUUGUGAAGAAUGGCCUUGGACUAGAAAACAGAUACCAAGUAAUCCCAGCAGUUCUUUUAAUGAGAUAUGGUUUGUUA
Messenger RNA from Selaginella moellendorffii, 1609 nucleotides. Its product is annotated as S-adenosylmethionine decarboxylase proenzyme 3. The transcript has a single exon. The record is from RefSeq and is a predicted model, not a curated record. NCBI's taxonomy places the organism in Eukaryota, Viridiplantae, Streptophyta, Lycopodiopsida, Selaginellales, Selaginellaceae. Gene Ontology annotation, molecular function: adenosylmethionine decarboxylase activity. Gene Ontology annotation, biological process: spermine biosynthetic process; spermidine biosynthetic process. Gene Ontology annotation, cellular component: cytosol. Bases 23 to 1273 code for a protein of 416 amino acids.